CGCAUGGCCAACUCGGCUUUACCAAGCCUCCAAGCAGCCCAUCGGGGAUAAAUCAGAGGCACCAUGACCGGCAAUGACGAUCCAAGCACGGGCUCGCAGCCAACACAGGCAGCAACAGGGCCAGACACUCGGGAGCGGAAAACGCGCCGCAGCGAGCGGGGGAAGCUCGCGCAGCGCGCCUACCGCAAGCGACACGCGUCCAGGUUCCGGAAGCUCCAGGAGGAUAACAAGGCCCUGUGCCGCAUCAUCUCCCGCCUCGACAGCACCCUGCAGGCCCAGGGGCUCCUAAGCGCCGAGGUCGCGGCCAUCCUCGCGGAAGCGACGGGGCUCUGCCGCGACGACACGAGCGAUGGGGCCACCACGGAGCAGCAGCAGCAGGGAGCCGGCCACGAGCCCGAUGCGUGUCGCAUGGACAGUCGCGCGCGGCCCAGCGGGGAGGCAAUUCGACAGGACGCCGCAGUGGAGGCGGCGGCCGACUCGCGUCACGUCGUGGUGGCCACGCAGGGGGACCCGGCUGCCAGCAGCGCCCCAACCCCGCCACCACCGCCUGGCAGCGGCGCCGGCACUUGUCUGCAUGAAGCCGCCCCGUCGGACGUCCCCAACAAGACAACGAUCCUCGCAUCUUCAUCCCACGUCGACGACUGUGGCGGCGGCGACGACGCGGCGCCCCUGGGGAACCUCUCGUGCAACCCCGCCGUGAUCCAGUACUACCUCAACGAGGGCAUGCCGACCUUUGCGGGCUGCAUUUUCUGGGCCUGCCUGACGCAGACGGUCGAGGUGUUUGAGGGCUCCGAGCGCGGCGGCGCGAGGCAGGAGGAGGAGGCGGUGGCGGGAGCUACUGCUGCUCCUGCUGCUGCUGCUGCGCCCGAGACCCGGCGGCGGGAUCCGCAGCAGGGGACUGGGGCGGCGGGAGGAUCGGGGCUGCUGGACCUUAUGGUGGAGCCGCCAAACUACGGCCGCUGCCUGCGCCGCGUCUUUGCGCGCUCCGAGCACGUCGGUGACCCGGGCUUCCUGCCCCGCCUCGAGAGGUGCCGGGCCCACUACCUGCGCUACGGCCGCGUCGUCGCCCGCCGUGGCUCUUCGCCCCUUUUGUACUGGGCGAGCUCGCCCGCCGACGACCCAUGGCCGGUCACGUUGGGCGGCGGCGGCGGCAGCGGCAGCAGUGACGGCGAGGGCGAGCGGGGGAAGCCCCACGCCGGCUCGCCGUGGUGCCGCACCGUCGACGGCGUGGUGGCGCAUCUCGAGGGCCAGAUCGGCGGUGAGGCCAUGCGCCGCCUGGACGCCUUCAUGCGCAGGGCCGGCGCCGUCGUCAAGGGCGCCGACGACGGGACCUCGUCGGCGCGCGAUGUCGAGUGGGCCAAGCGGGUGGGGGGCCUGGUGCUGUCGCUUGCGCAAAACUGUAAACUCGUCGACGGCGCCCUGCGCUGGGACGUUGUUUGGCUUUCCUUGAUGGUCGGGGGCUGGGUGGACUAUAAUCGCUCGUGGAUUUAUGAGGAGGGUGGUGGGGACGAAGGGGAUUAUGAGGCCGUUGGCUGAAAUGGAGAAGGUAUGAAUUGAGAGAUUCUACACCUAAAUCUAAUAUGAAGUACUCCUUGUAAAUGCGUUCUAAUCCGUCUUUUUCGAUCCGUUCCAUGCUGCAUAGUCUCAUAAGGAAAAAGAAAAUAAACAAACAGCAAGGUAUCUCCAUAAAAAAAGGAAAAUAAAAAGGCGCAAAUAUUAAUAAAGAUGAACAAUAUUGAGUAG
Messenger RNA from Gaeumannomyces tritici R3-111a-1, 1743 nucleotides. RefSeq lists its product as hypothetical. The transcript has a single exon. Lineage: Eukaryota; Fungi; Ascomycota; Sordariomycetes; Magnaporthales; Magnaporthaceae. The record is from RefSeq and is a predicted model, not a curated record. Bases 64 to 1536 code for a protein of 490 amino acids.